AUGGAGUUUUACCUCCGAUUCCGCUGCAGUGAUGACACGGAUGCCUUUGAAGUGCUGGGAUGGGAGAUGUACUACCUCCUUCGCGACGUUCUCUUCCUCUCCACUCACCCCAAGAGUUUUGAUUUGAAGGCCGUACGUCAUCAUGUGUACGGCGAGGUGAGUGAAGAUCACAACGGCGCGAUCGUUCACCGAUGCAUGGGGCGCCGGUACGCAGAGUGUUGGCAAACCACCUCACGACAUUAUCACGGCCGCCAGCUGCCCGCACAUUGUUCGAUCCACACUGGCAUCAAGAGCGCCUCAUCGCACGCAAAUCCCGGUUUUACAACCUCGCUGUCUCCAGCAAUCACCUGUGUAAUAGUGUGGGGGCGGUUCCGGGCUAACGCGGAAGCCCAUUGGCAAGCGAGUGAGCUGCACCAGUGUACCCUCUGA
Molecule: messenger RNA, 429 nt
Organism: Leptomonas pyrrhocoris
Lineage: Eukaryota; Euglenozoa; Kinetoplastea; Trypanosomatida; Trypanosomatidae
Exons: 1
Coding region: 1-429 (142 amino acids)
Source: RefSeq, a predicted model, not a curated record